AUGAAAGAGUUUUACCCCUCUUUGGACAAGAAGCUGGAAGUUGAUGACACAAAACUGAAAGCUCUGGAAAACUCCAUCAAGAAAAUUGUGGAAAGAAACAAAGAGCUUCUGCCAAGGCCAUGGGAAUUCUCAGAGACCAUCACUUUGGAUGAGAGUAAAAAGCCAGAGAAUGUCCAGAUCUCGGAGGACAAGACAGAGAUGUCGGUGAACCCUUCAAGCAAUAUCGGCCUUAGUAGUCAAUCCCCAUGGAACAGCAUGCAGGCAUCUCAGACAUUCGAUAAAGGCCUGCAUUACUGGGAUGUGGCUGUAGGAGACUGUGAGAGCUGGGCGGUGGGAGUGGUGGAACAAAGCUGGGCUAAACACAUCCAAACUCAAGCUAAGGGCGAGAAAAUGAAUUCAUGGAUUCUGGAGUGUGAUGGUGGUGAGCUCUCAGUGCUGCACAACAACGACUUCAGCAGGGUCAAGGAGAGCAACAUUCAAACCCUCGGUGUAUUUUUGGACUGCAAUAAAGGGCAACUGAAGUUCUACAGUGUCAGUACAGGCUUCAUUCUGCACUCAUUUUUGGCUCAGUUCAAGGGCUCCGUGUGUCCUGUUUUCAAAAUCUGUGCAGAGACAGACAGAAUGGCACACCUGAAGAUCUGCAACCUGAUUCACAUCGAUGAAUAUUAUGACAACAGCGACAUCUCCAUGCCCUCGGAGAUGUCAUCUGAGGAGAACAUGGAGUCAGCUUCUGACAUCUCAGAAGAA
Molecule: messenger RNA, 747 nt
Organism: Neoarius graeffei (lesser salmon catfish)
Lineage: Eukaryota; Metazoa; Chordata; Actinopteri; Siluriformes; Ariidae
Product: tripartite motif-containing protein 75-like
Exons: 3
Molecular function (GO): protein binding
Source: RefSeq, a predicted model, not a curated record